AUGCUAAAGACAUGGUAUUCUUUCCUGCUGUGUUGGCUGUCCUUGCAGUUUGAGGCUAAUCCUGGUGUUAAAGUGAGGAUUACUCAGAAGGGGCUGGACUACGGCAGGAGGAUUGGGAUGGAGCUCCUGAAGCAAGCAGUAUUGAAAGAGACCUUCCCAAGCUGGAGUGGGCAGGAGAGUUUCUCAGUUGUUAAGGUCAACUAUGUAAUUUCAAGGCUCAGAAUUAAUGCUGUUGAUUUCCCAGAAACUUCUGCUUCUUUUAUUCCUGGCACUGGGAUUAGUCUGUCGGUGGCACAUGCUUCUGCUACAAUCAGUGCAGACUGGAGAAUGAACACGUGGCUGCUCAAAGACCAAGGAGGAAUUACUGUGUCCAUCUCAGGACUGUUUAUUGCAGUUAUCUUCAAAGUGUCAAGGGAUAGCACAGGCCGCUUGUCCAUGUUGCUACACAAUUGCCAGCUGAGCAUUAAUAGUGUAAAAGUCAAGUUAAACGGAGGACCUAGCUGGAUCUACAGCUUCCUAUAUGGUUAUCUUGAGAAGUCCAUUCACAUCAAAUUGGAUAAAAAUCUAUGCCUAAUUAUCAAAUACAAAAUCCAAGUGAUGGAUGCACAACUAAGAAAGCAUAAGGUCUUAAGCCAGAUUGAUGCCUUUGCACAAAUUGACUAUUCCCUAGUUAGCUCUCCAGCAGUCUUCAAAUCACACAUUAACUUGGAUUUGAAGGGUGAUUCCAUGCUAUACCUGGGAGUCUCCAGUUAUUUUCUUAAGUCUGCUUCACUGGCUUACUACAGAGCAGGGGCCUUUAACAUCACCGUCUCCGAAGAGAUUGCUACUACUUUUAAGCUAAAUACUGCCUUUUUCAAAGACUUUGUUCCUAAGCCUGACUUCUCCAUGCAAAGAUACCUGGAGAUUAUAUACAAUGGGAAGUAA
This is a messenger RNA of Phaethon lepturus (White-tailed tropicbird), 924 nucleotides long. RefSeq names its product BPI fold-containing family C protein-like. Gene Ontology annotation, molecular function: lipid binding. NCBI's taxonomy places the organism in Eukaryota, Metazoa, Chordata, Aves, Phaethontiformes, Phaethontidae. The transcript has 10 exons. The coding region runs from base 1 to 924 and encodes 307 amino acids. The record is from RefSeq and is a predicted model, not a curated record.